AUGCCGGACGACAAUGUUGCGGGCCCUCCCUUGCCGGUCGCGAAAGGAAAACCAGUCAGCGAAGCUCUGUUGAACGAGAAGUGGGAUCGUGCCAUAUCCUCGCUGGUGAUCAGAUCAGGACUCGGUUUCUCCUUCGGUGUUAUAUUUUCGGUAUUGCUGUUCAAGCGGAGAGCGUGGCCCGUAUGGUUGGGCACAGGGUUUGGCGCAGGAAGAGCUUGGGAAGAAGCUGAUGCGAACUUCAAGAGAGGCGACACAUUCACCGCGGACGGUCUAAGGAAAGUGAGGACUGAUAGGUGA
Messenger RNA from Cladophialophora yegresii CBS 114405, 297 nucleotides. RefSeq lists its product as uncharacterized. NCBI's taxonomy places the organism in Eukaryota, Fungi, Ascomycota, Eurotiomycetes, Chaetothyriales, Herpotrichiellaceae. The record is from RefSeq and is a predicted model, not a curated record. The coding region runs from base 1 to 297 and encodes 98 amino acids. The transcript is spliced from 3 exons. Gene Ontology annotation, cellular component: MICOS complex; mitochondrion; mitochondrial inner membrane.